UUUCUUUGUCUUUCUAAACGUCUACACUACCAAGAUCAUCCCGGUAAUGUCAAGGUCACAAGCACCACAACAUGGCACUCAGUGGAAGAGUUUUAGUGUAUGGUGGUAAAGGAGCUCUUGGAUCAGUGAUUGUAUCGUCAUUCAAAGCAAAAAAUUAUUGGGUGGGCUCCAUUGAUCUAGCACCCAACGAGCAGGCAGAUGGCAAUGUUGUUGUUAAGUCCGGAGACUCGUGGACAGAGCAGGAAGAGGACAUUGCUAAGGGCGUUGAGAUGUUGCUAGGAGACCACAAACUGGACGCUGUGCUGUGCGUGGCAGGGGGCUGGGCUGGGGGGAAUGCUGCUAGCAAGGAAUUCAUCAAGAAUGCAGAUGCGAUGUGGAAACAGAGUGUCUGGACAUCAGCGAUUGCGGCCAGUCUUGCAGCCAAACAUCUCAGAGAGGGAGGCCUGGUUACACUUCCAGGGGCUCAGCCUGCCAUUGCAGGAACACCAGGAAUGAUUGGGUAUGGGAUGGCAAAGGCUGCAGUCCACCAGUUGGUGAAGAGCUUGGCAGCAGAGAACAGUGGCCUUCCUGCUAACAGCGCGGCACUGGCUAUGCUACCUGUGACCCUGGAUACGCCCAUGAACAGGAAGUGGAUGCCGAAUGCUGACCAUUCCUCCUGGACCCCCCUGGAGUUUGUGUCUGAGACAUUCCAUAAGUGGAUCAAUAAUGAGGGUCGACCAGACAGUGGCAGUUUAGUGCAGUUUAUUACUAAGGACAGUAAAACAGAACUGGUCAUCGCUUAAACACCCCUUCCCCCUACUCCUAGUUGGAAGCAGUAGAAUCUUCCAUUACAUGUGGAUGCAAUAAAAGCUAUAGCAUGACAUACCAAAAACUGACUUUAUGGCAAAUACAUAUUGUAACAGAUGCAUGAAUGUGUGUAUAAUCCUGAGAUUAUUGUACUGUAUACUAGUCAUUUGGCAUAUUACAUCAAGUAAUUA
This is a messenger RNA of Dreissena polymorpha, 977 nucleotides long. RefSeq names its product dihydropteridine reductase-like. NCBI's taxonomy places the organism in Eukaryota, Metazoa, Mollusca, Bivalvia, Myida, Dreissenidae. Gene Ontology annotation, molecular function: NADH binding; NADPH binding; 6,7-dihydropteridine reductase activity. The record is from RefSeq and is a predicted model, not a curated record. Gene Ontology annotation, biological process: L-phenylalanine catabolic process; tetrahydrobiopterin biosynthetic process. Gene Ontology annotation, cellular component: cytoplasm. The coding region runs from base 72 to 782 and encodes 236 amino acids. The transcript is spliced from 6 exons.